This is a messenger RNA of Neomonachus schauinslandi (Hawaiian monk seal), 1959 nucleotides long. It is a transcript of the gene NUDT9, whose product is annotated as nudix hydrolase 9. The record is from RefSeq and is a predicted model, not a curated record. Gene Ontology annotation, cellular component: mitochondrion. Bases 292 to 1344 code for a protein of 350 amino acids. Gene Ontology annotation, molecular function: ADP-ribose diphosphatase activity. The transcript has 8 exons. Gene Ontology annotation, biological process: defense response. Lineage: Eukaryota; Metazoa; Chordata; Mammalia; Carnivora; Phocidae.
ACGGACGUGUGAGGUCACGGGGUCCGCGUUGCUGUUGCGCGGCAGCAGGCGCUGAUAACGUCCGCGUCCCUCGCAGAUCUGGUUCCCUUCGUCUCACUGGUGCAAGCGGGAGAUUAUUUGGGGAGGGCUCCGGGUCUUGUGUGUUUCUGUGAAAGACCUAGAUACUCCUUCCCCGGAACGGGAGGGCGGUCCGGUCCUAGUGCCCGCUAGAUACCUAGGGCUGUGGGGCGGACCGAGGCUGUGGCCCCGGCUAAGCGUGACCUCGCUCCGCGAAGCGCCCGCGGGCAGCUGAUGGCCGAACGCAUCCUGGGAAAGACUUUAGCCACAGUGUCUCUCUCUGUGGCCUUGGCCUCUGUGACUGUCAAGUCCUCAGGCUGUUGCAGCAUUCUGGCGUGCAGAAACACAUUUUCAUCCUGUGGGUUUCAUCUUAGCUCAAACAUCAUGUCUAGUUCUAAUGGUGCCAAAGAGAAUUCCCACAACAAGGCUCGGACAUCUCCUUACCCGGGUUCAAAAGUCCAACGCAGCCAGGUUCCUAAUGAGAAAGUAGGCUGGUUUGUUGAGUGGCAAGACUAUAAUCCUGUGGAAUACACUGCAGUCUCUGUCUUGGCAGGACCAAGGUGGGCAGAUCCUCAGAUCAGUGAAAGUAACUUCUCUCCUAAGUUUAAUGAAAAGGAUGGGCAUGUUGAGAGAAAGAGCCAGAAUGGUUUGUAUGAGAUUGAAAAUGGAAGACCCAGAAAUCCUGCAGGACGGACAGGACUGGUUGGCCGGGGACUUUUGGGGCGAUGGGGCCCAAAUCAUGCUGCAGAUCCCAUCAUAACCAGGUGGAAAAGGGAUGGAAGUGGAAAUAAAAUCACCCACCCCGUUUCUGGGAAAAACAUCUUACAGUUUGUGGCAAUAAAAAGGAAAGACUGUGGAGAAUGGGCAAUCCCAGGGGGGAUGGUGGAUCCAGGAGAGAAGAUUAGUGCUACACUUAAAAGAGAGUUUGGUGAAGAAGCUCUCAACUCCUUACAGAAAUCCAGUGCGGAAAAGAGAGAAUUAGAGGAACAGUUGCACAAACUCUUCAGCCAGGAACAUCUAGUGAUAUAUAAGGGAUAUGUUGAUGAUCCUCGAAACACUGAUAAUGCAUGGAUGGAGACAGAAGCUGUGAACUACCAUGAUGAAACAGGUGAGAUAAUGGAUAACCUUACCCUAGAAGCUGGAGACGAUGCUGGAAGAGUGAAAUGGGUGGACAUCAGUGAUCAACUCCAGCUUUAUGCCAGUCACUCUCAAUUUAUCAAACUUGUGGCCGAGAAGCGAGAUGCACACUGGAGUGAGGACUCUGAAACUGAGUGCCGCGGGUUGUAGCCCGCAUUGCUGUGGGAGCCACAGGCCAGCAAAGGGGCGCGUGCUGAAAAGAAGGGAGGUAUCACAGAGCUCAUCCUACAGGAGGGCAGGGUCGGUCACUUGGAAAUUAUUUUAUUCACUUUCAAAGCUAUUUGCAUUUAUUCUAUUCGCAUUAGAAUAAAAUUAGUAAAUAUGGUGAAAUUCAACACAGAAUUUUCUGCUUUCUGAUCGAAAGAAAUAUAAACAAUCAUUUUGUAUGUAUUCUAUUUAAGCAGAGCUUAAACCAAGUCUAAACAACUGGUGAUCUUUGAAGAAUCAUAAUCUGAAUAAAGAUAAAUUUAUGGUCACCCAUAACUUCUGUUUUCCAUCUAGUUCUUAUUUUUCAGUUCUGUUCUUUUUUUUUCUAUUGAUCUACUGGUGUCUGAAGGAUGUUCCUGCCACAUCAGGCUCCUUUAGGAGGAGCACCACCAUUGUCUAAUUUAUCUUUAAAUUAUUUGCUUCAUAUUUUGUUUUAUGUGAUCUUGCUGAAGCUGAUUUCAAAAUGGAAACCUUAUGUAUUCUUGACUUUAGAGUCAUCAGUGUUUUGAGGAAAUUUCAGUCACUUUUUUUUUUAAAGAUUUUAUUUAUUUAUUUAUU